AUGAGCUAUGGGUUUAUUAUGGGACUUUGCAUGGCCUGUACAAUGCUCGGGGUCUCUAUGAAGGUCAAUGCAGUGGAAAAGAUGAUUGCAGAAGGCCCGUUGUCGCUAUAUGACGUCAUCAUAUACAGGCCUAAUAGUGGUCCGCUAAUGCUCCUAGCCAUCUAUGUACUCCGAAGGCUGGGUCCCUACAGUCUGCUUCUUCAUUUCCUUUGGCCGGUUACCCUUGAUCUUGUCGUUGGAGCCUUGUAUGAGCACACAGCAAAGAAGUUUUUUAGAGAGAUGGCUCGGUUGCUUAACCGGUAUCUCAAGGAGCCCGACAAGCAGCCCUAUAAACGUAAGACUCUCUCCCUAGUAGUAUCUUGCUUCACAGCUCCCGGGGUCUCUGUUUUGGUCUACAUUCAGAGGAAGAUGAUGAUCACGGAGCUUUUCCUUCUCAAUGUCUACUUCUACUUGCUGCAGGGCUCCCAUGCUCCAUACACGGCCUGCAUCAGCACGGCCCUGGUAAUGUUAGACUCUAAUUACUUUCCGAUAGCGGUGUUUACCUCCGUUUACUGCCUCUCAUGGACGUUCCUUGUGCCACGAGCUUCUACGAGGCGCUACAGGAAUUACAUAUUUAAGGUUGCUGGAAGACUUCUGCACAUUGUUAUUCUUCAACUGGUCCUUAUUGCAGUGCUCAUUGUCCCUUUUGCUCUGAUGCAUGAUGAUCCUGCAGAACUGUUAGGAUUUAUUGGUAGCAGGUUGCAUGCCAUGUUUGUUGUAAGACCAGAAUCGGUGGCACAUUCCGGAAACAAUAUGCACGACCCUCACUCCAUACCCCUUCCUUCCUUCUGGGACAUUGUAUGCUUCCUGAAGGCCAUGACAUCGGGCAGAUUUGAUGAUCUAACAGAUUACAUAGAAGAUAAUAGUCUUUGGGUGUGGAGCGCAGUGACCGUCAUAAUAUUCGUUGGGAUUAAUCUUUCAAUCAUGUUCGCGUGGAUGCGGCGACACGCAAGUGUAGAACCCAUACAUCAAGUCCUAUUGUGUUUUAGUACACUAAUGAGUUUCGUUGUGUUUAUCCCAGAGCGGAGUUUCACGAUUAUUUUGCCGGUGUUGACAGCAAUAUAUUACAUUUUAUUGGAUCUCAUUUCCACAACCUCACAAACGGCAACACAGAAGGGUCUGGAGCAUGCUGUGGCAACGGAAAGGACGCAUCUUGGUUUGCACCCUAUUGCUACCCAGCGGGGGUUGAUGAGACAAAGCAGGGUGACAGGAAGGUGCAGAUGUACAGGGACAAGCACCAGCCUGAAGGACGUAGUCAACAUUAUUCCUACUAGCUUGGCAUCUAUCAGCGAUACUCCAUUUGCCUGUUUAAAGAACGAAAAUUCAAGCUUUGACACUGGUACCAGCACCAACAACGAUCCUCAAAAACAGCUUCAUCAAAAGUGGUUGAAGAAUUAUAACAAUCUUCGCUACAAGCAUCUUUCACAGAAGAUUUUGGCAAAUCGUAAUCACAUGAUUACACACCCCUUCAAUGACCUCUUCGUGACCAAUGAUCUGAUUCUCGGUAGCAACGUCUAUAGAACUUUAAGCACAAGGGAUAAGUGGAAGAGAGCAGAUCAGACGUCGAAGAAUAGAGCAGAUGAAAGUCAAUCAGCGCUCAAGUACAUAAGGGACGAGAGAGCGGAUAGUCUUUUCGGGAACGAUGAGGCUCUAUGCAGUUGUUUCUCUGGAACGCACCUGGCGUACUUCAACAAAAACAUCAGAAACGGAAUAGACACGGCCGGGUCUCACUUCUUGGACUUUCUUGAAGAAUACAGAGACAGGCUCUCUCACUUGCUUCCAUUGAUUCUCCAGAUGCUUUUUGCCUUCUACAACAUGUAUUCAUCCGUCCAGAACACGGGAAUAGUGCGCAGGUAUAGCCAAGUGUUUAACGUAGCGUCAUUCCUUGCGCUUCGCAGGGCGUUCAAAGAGAACGAGAAAACCUUAAUGUGGUCUCUGCCGUUCUUGUGCAUUGAUCUCUUUGGAGUGGAGUGGGUUCUGCUCAACAGAGGCGUCAAGAUGAUUCUGGCCCUCUUUAUGAUCAUGUGCAACACGGCUCUUCUGGCAUUUGUCGGCUUUAAGUUUCUGGAAAUUUAA
Molecule: messenger RNA, 2115 nt
Organism: Giardia duodenalis
Lineage: Eukaryota; Fornicata; Diplomonadida; Hexamitidae
Exons: 1
Coding region: 1-2115 (704 amino acids)
Source: RefSeq, a predicted model, not a curated record